Molecule: messenger RNA, 1656 nt
Organism: Nothoprocta perdicaria
Lineage: Eukaryota; Metazoa; Chordata; Aves; Tinamiformes; Tinamidae
Gene: ARFRP1
Product: ADP ribosylation factor related protein 1
Exons: 8
Coding region: 56-661 (201 amino acids)
Biological process (GO): intracellular protein transport; protein localization to organelle; Golgi to plasma membrane protein transport
Cellular component (GO): Golgi apparatus
Molecular function (GO): GTP binding; GTPase activity
Source: RefSeq, a predicted model, not a curated record
AGAGGGGAGCGCGGGGUCGGGUAGGAGUGAAGGUGUCUCCGGUGCUCGGAGCAGGAUGUAUACGCUGUUGUCUGGGCUCUAUAAAUACAUGUUCCAGAGGGAUGAGUACUGUGUUUUGAUCCUUGGUUUGGACAAUGCUGGUAAAACGACCUUCCUUGAACAAACUAAAACUCGAUUUACAAAGAACUACAAAGGAAUGAGUUUGUCCAAAAUCACAACCACUGUAGGUUUAAACAUUGGGACUAUUGAUGUUGGCAAAACUCGCCUGAUGUUCUGGGAUCUUGGAGGACAGGAGGAGCUGCAGUCYCUUUGGGACAAGUAUUAUGCAGAGUCGCACGGAGUGAUCUACGUUAUUGACUCCACUGACGAGCAGAGGCUCUCGGAAUCUAAAAGAGCUUUUGAGAAGAUGGUUACUAGCGAAGCUCUGGAAGGAGUUCCCAUUCUGGUAUUAGCUAACAAGCAGGAUGUAGAGACCUGUCUGUCAAUACCUGAUAUCAAGACUGCUUUUAGUGACUGCAUUAACAAAAUUGGAAAGAGAGAUUGCCUGACACAAGCUUGCUCUGCCCUGACUGGCAAAGGAGUGAAUGAAGGAAUUGAAUGGAUGGUGAAGUGUGUGGUGAGGAAUAUUCACCGACCCCCGAGACAGAAGGACAUCACGUAAGAAAUUCCAAGUUAGCCAAGGAAUGGACACCCUCUCUCCACACAGUUUCCUGUUCUCUCUAAAGAAGAAGAUCCACAGGAUUCCUCUUAAACCUGAUUCUUUCCUGCGUUUGGAGACAAACAUUCUUUUUCUGUGUCUAAAAACAAAAAAAAACAACAAAAAACAAAACCUUGAGCAAAGAAUUCUGACUGUGAGSGGGGAGGGAAAAUACCUUGCAUUGUGUAUUAAGUCAUUGACCUGAGGGCACAGACUUUGUAAAGGCUCCUUGGCAAUGCACGCUUUGUUGCAGAUGCCAAGGACUUAUUUUUCUACUGUAUUGCUUUGUGAUUCUUGGUUUGUUAAUCUAACAGAGGCCAGUGUGGUGAAACUGUCCCUUGAAGGCACUGGGUAGGUGACCCCCAAAGGAGAGGGGGAGCCUGGGGAUGGCUGUCCUUUGAGCACAGAUGAUAUCUCUCUGUUCCUCCCCCAUGGUUUCUGCGUGGUGUUACUGGCCAUGUUGGCCUGUUGCCUGUGUGAUGUGAAGAGCCAGUGAUGAUUAUCAUUCACAUUUCAUUUGGCACCUUGGUUCGUGGUAACUGGUGAUAAAUGCAGAUACAGAAGCCAGCAGCUGCACAGUGGUAGACUGCCUGUCCUGGGUAUCCUUCACAGGAUGUGACCUUCAAAAUCGCUGCUGUUUUUUACUGUGCCAGUCUCUCUAAUGGUAAGAAUUAUUUGUAUCUUCUGUGGUCAGAGGGAAUCGAGGUCCUCUCUGUACUCUCUCUGCCGAAGGCUGAACCUCUAGKCAGGGAGCAAUCAGUAUGCAAUAAAGCUUCCUACUCCUUUGAACCUCUCCUGCUGAAGCAACUGAUGCAAGCCUAAGCACAGCAAUGACUGUAUUUGGCCAUGUAGUGGUUUUGCAGAUGCAAGCAAGAACAAAAAGGCAGCUCACGGUCAAGUGGCUCACUUCUCAUGUGGCUACCAACUGUAAUUCUGUUGACAUAUUAGUAAUAUUUUUC